AAUAUAUUGGUGCCAUUGAAACAUUCAGCCUCAAUUUAAAGCGCUCAUGGUCAACUAAAGGGAUAGUACCAGACUUCACAAGGUAUUAUAUAAGAUCGUACUACUCAGACGACUACACAUUCAGAAUAAACCUACCUUCUUAUAAUGACCCGACUUUGGGCUUAUAAUUUGGUGACCGGUUGUCGAUCACUUCAUGUUUCUUUACCUCACAACGCCAUGUCAUAUACGAAGGAACCGAGACCACUCCCUUGGAGUGAUGACAAAAAAAAUCCACUGGGAUGGGCUAAACGUCUAUUUCGAAUGCAAGAAUCUCAACAAUUGCUCAACCAAUCGAAGGAACCUCCUUUACUGCAUAUGAUCUGUCGGCUAAAGCCUAUGAAGGGAGUCAUUCACUACCAGAGAGCCAUCCUUGAAAAAUAUGGUCUUGGAAAGGACACAAAAAAUCACAACUGGGUAGUCGUUAAAAAUACUCCAUCAGUCAACCGAGAUUUAUACGAGAUAAAACAUCUUAUUCGGAUACAGCCUGUUAUUUUCGAGAACGGGUUACCAACUGAAUCUGAUUUACUUGCCUGUAGACUGCUUCCAGAUGGCAGAUUUUCCAGACAUCGGGGUCUUUCUGUUGAUUCUCAGUUAUUGGAUUCUUCAGAACCGAACCAAACAAACCUAUCGUUAUACAAUCCUAAUCGACCUUAUGAUUUAAAAGCUUUAUUACAUUCUAAUGAAGAAAAUCUCAGAUAUCUAAGCAGUGCAUACCUAAGAAGGUGGCACAACAAAAGAUGGGCCAAUCAUGACUUCUUCAAGGAGUUUUUCACUUCACACUACAAAUACAAACUUAAUCAAGAUGGAAAUGAAUAUCGUUAUAGUGGUCUUUCGCGACUAGACAAAGCAAUAACUCAUUCACUUGAGUCUAGAAGAAACCCCGAUGGAACUCUUAAGCAGCCAAACUGCAAUCGUUUUGAUGCUGAUUGGAAUACUUAUCCUUGGUCAAGAUAUUAAAAUUUAAACCUGUUGGUUUAGGAUUUUCUUGCCAUGAUCGUUUCGAGCUGUGUACAAGUAUUUGAUAUAUUUAAGAAUAAAAUCCAGUCAACUAUCACCUUUGACUUCAAUAAUGUUACUCCAUUGUAUGUCUACCUUGUGGAUAACGACACGGUGCACAUAACCAAAUCUAUAUAAGCACUGGUAUACUCCAAUCAUCCGUACAUAUUGUAGUACCCAGCUGCGGAUAUUCCCGUAUAAUUGGCAUUAUCGUUGAAGUCUGUUGAUUUUUAACCCGUCAGAAGUGUCUCUUUUUUGAUGACCUGUCGUAUAUUCCAAGGACCUGUGAGGUAUAUUUAUGGAAGUGCUACUUACCCACUCUUCUUUAACACUACGUCUUCUAUUGAAUUUUCGUUUUCCGACAACUGUUUGGCCUAUUUCAACAAUUCGCCUGACUGCCCCAGACGGCUUGUAUACAUUUCUCCAUAAAGUCAACUGACUGACAUGAUUGAGACAGUCUCUACCUACUGCUCUUUGUUGUUUUUAAGAUGUAUACAUUUUUAGGGGAAUUGCAAUGAAGCUAAAUCUGACACGAGGAACUACUGCUACAUUACAUGCAAGCUAAACUACUCAAUUAGUUCCGGCAAAAUGUAAUAGAUUUGAUUUUUCCAUUAUUAAACUGGUAUAUAAUACUACAAGGUGAUUAAAACUAGUCGACUGCAAAAGUGUGAACAUCAGAAACCUCAUUUUACAUGACACAGUCCUAGUGGACACAGCUCGACACAAGAGAAUCUUAUUUACGGAUAUCUAAUGUACUUUUUUUAUAAUUUAAUCAAGUAUGUGACCUCAUAUGGUUGAGACAUCUUCAAAUGACUAUCUUAAAUGCUGC
This is a messenger RNA of Schistosoma curassoni, 1864 nucleotides long. Lineage: Eukaryota; Metazoa; Platyhelminthes; Trematoda; Strigeidida; Schistosomatidae. The record is from the annotation of a GenBank genome assembly.